Monodelphis domestica (gray short-tailed opossum) is the source of this 5299-nucleotide messenger RNA. It is a transcript of the gene ELAPOR1, whose product is annotated as endosome-lysosome associated apoptosis and autophagy regulator 1. Gene Ontology annotation, cellular component: lysosome; extracellular exosome; trans-Golgi network. Gene Ontology annotation, biological process: autophagosome assembly; positive regulation of vacuole organization. NCBI's taxonomy places the organism in Eukaryota, Metazoa, Chordata, Mammalia, Didelphimorphia, Didelphidae. The record is from RefSeq and is a predicted model, not a curated record.
CUAAGGCAUCGCUCGUGGUCCCUUCCCCACCCGAGAGGAAGGGAGGAGGAGGCGGUUGCCAAGGCUACGCCUGUCGAAGGAGGAGAAGGGGAAGGUGGGAGGAGGAGGAUGGGCGGCCCUGGGCUAGCUGCAGGGAGGUGACUGAGGCGAGCCCAACCCCUUGCAUCCACCCCCCUUGUACCUCCCUCCGGGUUCUGCUUCCUUCUGCCAGCAGAAGCGGCAGCGGCGGCGGCAGCAGCACCUGAGGCUGCCCUCUCUCCUGGCAGCGUGAUGGCUAGAGCUGGGAGCAGCCUUCAUCCUUCUGUCAGAAUCUGGGAGAGAUCUGAGAGGCCUCCUGCUGUAUUCCUACUGCUGCUGCUGCUGCUCUGGGCUGGAGCUGCCUUCCAGGUGGCUCAGGGAACCGAGCUUCACGCCUGCAAAGAGUCUGAGUAUCACUACGAGUACACUGCGUGUGACAGCCUAGGCUCCAGAUGGAGGGUUGCCGUGCCCCACACACCUGGACUGUGCACCAGCCUCCCCGAUCCAGUCAAGGGCACCGAAUGCUCCUUUUCUUGCAAUGCUGGGGAAUUCCUGGACAUGAAGGAUCAGUCAUGUAAGCCAUGUGCCAAAGGCCGAUAUUCUCUGGGCACAGGCAUACGAUUCGAUGAGUGGGAUGAAUUACCACAUGGAUUUGCCACCCUAGCAACCAACAUGGAGAUUGAUGAAGACUUCACUGAAUCAUCUGAGAACUGUACCUCGUCGACCUGGGUUCCCUUGGGUGACUACAUCGCCUCCAACACAGAUGAAUGCACGGCCACACUGAUAUAUGCUGUCAAUCUAAAGCAGUCAGGCACUGUUUCAUUUGAGUAUUUAUACCCGGACACUGGAAUCAUCUUUGAAUUUUUUGUUCAGAAUGAUCAGUGUCAACCUAACAUAGAAGACUCUAGGUGGAUGAAAACCACAGAAAAGGGGUGGCAAUUCCAUAGUGUGGAUUUAAAUCGUGGCAACAAUGUUCUGUAUUGGAGAACCACAGCCUUCUCGGUCUGGUCCAAAAUUCCUAAGCCGGUGCUGGUGAGGAAUAUCGCCAUUACAGGGGUUGCCUACACCUCAGAAUGCUUUCCCUGCAAACCUGGUACCUAUGCUGCCAAGGAAGGCCUCUCUGCUUGCAAGCUCUGCCCAGCAAACUCUUACUCGAAUAAGGGGGAAACUUCCUGCCACAAGUGUGACCCAGACAAAUACUCAGAACAAGGAUCCUCUUCUUGUAAGCUGCGUCCAGCUUGCACUGACAAAGAUUAUUUCUACACACACACAGCCUGUGAUGCCAAUGGAGAGACACAGCUCAUGUACAAAUGGGCAGAACCCAAAAUUUGCAGUGAGGAUCUUGCGGGAGCAGUGAAACUUCCAGCCUCUGGAAUGAAAACCCUUUGCCCACCCUGUAACCCAGGUUUCUUUAAAACCAACACCAGCACCUGCGAACCUUGUCCCUAUGGCUCUUUCUCCAAUGGCUCAGGCUGUAUCAACUGCCCAGCUGGGACUGAACCAGCCCUGGGAUUUGAAUACAAAUGGUGGAACACAUUACCCACAAAUAUGGAAACUACUGUUCUUAGUGGAAUCAAUUUUGAGUACAAGGGCAUGGCUGGCUGGGAGGUAGCUGGUGACCAUAUUUAUACAGCUGCUGGAGCUUCAGAUAAUGAUUUCAUGAUCCUUACGCUGGUUGUACCAGGAUUCAGCCCUCCACAUUCAGUGAUGGCAGACACAGAAAAUAAAGAAGUGGCCAGAAUUACUUUUGUCUUUGAGACUGUGUGUUCCGUGAACUGCGAGCUUUAUUUCAUGGUGGGAAUGAAUUCCAGGACCAACACUCCAGUGGAAACAUGGAAGGGCCCCAAGGGCAAACAGUCCUAUACAUACAUCAUUGAGAAGAACUCCAGCAUGAGCUUCACCUGGGCCUUCCAGAGGACCACCUUCCAUGAAACAGGUCGGAAGUACACCAAUGAUGUUGCCAAACUCUACUCCAUCAAUGUCACCAAUGUCAUGGAUGGCGUGGCCUCCUACUGCCGCAUCUGUGCCCUGGAGUCCUCUGACUCUGGCUCCUCCUGCACUUCUUGUCCUGCUGGCCACUACAUCAAUCGAAACUCUGGGGCCUGCUACCCCUGUCCAGCUAACACAUUCCUGAGGGCACACCAGCCCUAUGGUAUCCAGGCCUGUGUACCCUGCGGUCCAGGGACCCAGAGUAAUAAGAUCCAUUCACUCUGUUUCAACGACUGUACCUUCUCCAUCAUCAAUACAGCCAGAAUUUUCAACUAUGAUUUCUUCGCCUUGGCAAAUCCUCUCUCUUUGUCUGGGGGACCAAGCUUUACUUCCAAAGGGCUCAAGUAUUUUCACCACUUUACCCUCAGCCUCUGUGGACACCAGGGUAAGAAAAUGGCUUCAUGUACAGAUAAUGUCACUGACAUCCGGAUCCCUGAGGGGGAUUCAGGCUUCUCUAAAUCCAUCACAUCCUAUGCCUGUCAGUCAGUCAUCAUCCCCCCUGAGGUGACAGGCUAUAAGGCUGGAGUCUCCUCACAGCCCGUCAGCCUUGCUGAUCGACUUGUAGGGGUGACAACAAAUAUGAACCUAGAUGGAAUCAUCUCCCCAGCUGACCUUUUUCCCUCUGAAACUCUAAGGUUACCUGAUGUGAUCUUCUUUUACAGGUCUAAUGAAGUGACUCAAUCCUGUACUUCUGGGAGGUCAACCACAGUCCGAGUCAGAUGCAAUCCACUGAAACCUGCCCCUGGAAGUCUCUCGCUGCCAGUGAAAUGCUCUGAUGGCACUUGUGAUGGCUGCACCUUCCACUUCCUAUUGGAGAGCAUGGCUGCUUGCCCCCUUUGUUCCAGCUUUGACUACCAUGCCAUCAUCAGUAGCUGUGUAGCCGGAAUCCAGAGAACCACUUAUGUAUGGCGAGAACCGAAGCUGUGCACAGGAGGCAUCUCCCUGCCUGACCAGAGUGUUACCAUCUGCAAAACGAUGGAUUUUUGGCUCAAAGUGGGCAUCUCUGCAGGCACCUGUGCUGCCAUUCUUCUCACUGUCAUGACCUGUUACUUCUGGAAAAAGAACCAAAAGCUGGAGUACAAAUAUUCCAAGUUGGUAAUGAAUGCCACCCUUAAGGACUGUGAUCUGCCUGCUGCUGACAGCUGUGCCAUCAUGGAAGGCGAGGAUGUAGAGGAUGAUCUCAUUUUCACCAGCAAAAAGUCACUCUUUGGGAAAAUCAGGUCAUUCACGUCUAAGAGGACACCAGAUGGAUUUGACUCUGUGCCAUUGAAGACAUCCUCAGGAGACAUGGACAUGUGAGGGGCCCAGACAUGCCUCCUCCUGCUUCUUCACCUAGGCAGAUUGUUUUGGGAGCCGGUUGUGACUUGGCCGCCCGGCUCUCUCCCAUACCUACAACUGGAAGAUUCUUCAUGUGGCCUUAUCAUUAAAAAGUUUAAAUAUCAGAUUUUUUUUAUACACACACCCAAACCUCCCACCCUGCUUACCCCAAACCUGCCAUACAUACCUAUGAUUUGUCAAUAUGAUGGUUCCUUUGCUUGCACUGUCAAUCAAAACGAUCCAAACUGUGACUUCAUCAGCCAAUGGUUCUAAUUGUUCCAAAAUGAAAAAAAAAAUGUUCUCUCUUGCUAAGUAUGGAGCUGACUUUCUUCUGGCUCUUUAUCCAAAGGCACAAACUCUCCUUGUAUUCCCUCAUUUUCCCUUUUAGGGAACCAAGUGCCAAGUCAGCUGAGUUCUCUUAAGCUCCUUUUCUACUGACGUUUUGAGUAAGCAGACUUCCUUUCCUCUGGACAUCUCAUUGAACCUGAAGUGGAGAGGAAACAUGUGGAAAGUUUAAAAGGGAGGAACUUUCUUAUUAAGCACAAAAGGAGCCAGGGGUUUUUGUUUCAAGGAUUUUCUCCUCUUUAGCAGGUAUUUCCCUUUUUAUCACAGAGAUGUUCUCACUGGAGCCAAAUGAGAAAGUUAAUAAAGAAAUUCGUUAAAGAAUCUGGUCAAAUAUUUUCCCUACACUGAAGGUUCCAUCUCCAUAGUCCCCUGCCAUCUCCCACUGGCCCCCCCAAAAGACACAGAUAAGCCCUAAACUCCAUUUUUCUAGCUCUGUCCUUUUUUUUUUAAUUCUAUAACUCAUUGAACCUCUAAGAAGAGAUCCUGGAGAAACCAGAGGAAGGGUCAAAAUUAUAUUCCUUGCACCACUGGGAACUCUCCCUUGACUCUGCUGUUUGAGAUGACAUUGAUGGUCCCUUGACCAAUGACCCAUUUGUCCACUUUUUCUGUCUGCACUAUUUAUCUAAUAGUCAGUUGAAAUCUAAUUUGUUUGGAAAGAGUGGGUUAUCAUUGGGAAGUUGUGUGUCUAUCCUCCACAAUGACUGUAAGCUGGAGCUGACCUAGAAAUUGUUUCUUUAAAGCCCCACUGUCACUCUAGAUGACCCUCAAUGGAAGGGUCAGGUUUUCCAGUGGAUACUAGUUCUCUAGUUCUUGUUGAUAUUUCCUCCUUUGGGAUCUGUGAUUCUGCUGGAAACAUCUCCCAGGAAAUGCAAACAUUUGAUUCUCUGCAAUCUUAGCCCUCUCUGUUUGGUAGGUAACAGUAAUCACAGCAUCCAGCCACUGUCCUUCCUCUCAUGGUAUUUUACCCUCCUGCCUCCAAGGACAUGGAAAGAGCUCCUAGACCACUCUCAAAAACAAGUGAGAAUGAUCAUACCCCUUAAAUCCAGUCAAAGUCUGGACCCCCUUAGAACAAUCUUGAACUCUAGUGAUUUGGUUAAAACAUUUCAAAGAUCUCCUUUCUAUUCCUCAGGGUAGCCAUCUUUCUAUUACUCCUUGAGCUCUUUAGAGAUCUUGGACAGAUGCAUUAAUGUUUUAGAUUUGAUUUCUGAGAAAACCUUUUUUUACCAAGGAUUGUUGUGUCUUGAGCAAACUCUCUGGGGGAAAUUGACUUGAAAAAUCUCAUUGGGAUGCCCAAAGACUUGGGAUACAGCAAUUAAUCAUCAUGUAGGUAACUCCCACAUUUGGCAGGGAACACAAAAAUUAUGAUGUAUUCAAGGACCAAGGGAUUUCUUAUGCCAACUAAUACAAUUUUUUGUUGACUUUUUUUUUGGUGUGACUGUACAUUAAAGAUAACUGACUAUAUUUAUACAACAGAGACUUUGUAAUGCAUUUUCCAGCUUUGUGAAACCAAAAUUCUGUCUUGUUAACAAUGGGUUGGAUUUCCUUUUUACACUGUUUUCCAAGAAUUUGUAGUUUGUUAGGGGAAGGGUAUUGCAUGUAAUGUGUGUGAAAUAAAAAUGUACCUUUUGGA